Messenger RNA from Sorghum bicolor (sorghum), 1587 nucleotides. RefSeq names its product WAT1-related protein At1g09380. The coding region runs from base 230 to 1402 and encodes 390 amino acids. The record is from RefSeq and is a predicted model, not a curated record. Gene Ontology annotation, cellular component: plasma membrane. The transcript is spliced from 7 exons. Gene Ontology annotation, molecular function: transmembrane transporter activity. Lineage: Eukaryota; Viridiplantae; Streptophyta; Magnoliopsida; Poales; Poaceae.
UCUUCUCCCUGGCUCCUCCGGCCGAGAGUCAAUCUCCAUUGCAUGCCAACGGGCGGGCGGGCUCUCCACCCACCCUUCUUGCCGGCCGCGGCCCGCGCCCGUGCAUUGCUAGAGCUGCUUCCUUUUCCUGCUCGUGUCCUCCGGCCUCCUCGAUCGGUCGUCGUCUACGUGGCGGCGGCGCUCGCGGCAUCUAUCUAGCUAAGGAGGAGGAAAGCAGUUGACUACACACAUGGCGGCGAACGGGGAAGAUCGGCAGGCGGCGAUGAUGGCAGCGGCGCCGGAGGAGGAGGAGAUCGUAGUGGAGAUGCCCGUCAAGCCAGCGCCGGGGGCGUCGGCGUGGGAGACGGCGGCGCUGCCGCUGAGCAUGGUGGUGGUGCAGGCGUUCACGGUGGUGAUGCUGCUCCUGUCCAAGCUGGCGCUCAACACCGGCAUGCGCCCAUGCGUCCUCAUCGUCUACCGCAACCUCGUCGCCACCGCCGCCGUCGCACCACUCACCUUAAUCUUCGAGAGGGAAAUGUGGAAGAAACUGAACUUGGCUGUGUUGGGUUUGAUUUCCUUAAAUGCUACAUUUGCAGUGGUGUUGGCGAUGGGGCUGUACUACUACGGCCUGCAGGUCACAAGCGCCGCGUACUCCGUCGUCUUCCUGAACCUGAUCCCCAUCGUGACCUUCGCCAUUGCAAUCUUGGUCAGAGCCGAGAAGGUGGCGUUGGGGAAGUGGCCUAGCAGGCUGAAGGUCCUAGGCGCCCUGACGUGCGUGGGCGGGACGAUGAUCGUGAGCCUGCUCAAAGGCCAUCUUCUGCACCUGUGGCCUACGCACCUGCUGAAACUCUCCCACGGCAGUGCACCGGCGAGCGGCGGCCAUCACCAUGACAUGCUCACCGGCACACUGUUCCUGUCCGGCAGCUGCCUGAGCUACGCCGUGUGGUUCAUCGUGCAGGCAAGGGUCGGGAAGGUGUUUCCAUCAAUGUACUGGGGGACGAUGCUGACGUGUCUGUUAGGAAGCAUACAGGCCUUCGUCGUCAGCCUGUUCCUCAGCCAUGACAGGGCAGACUGGAGGCUCAAGUGGGACCUGCAGCUUCUGACAGUGGUCUACUCGGGCGUGCUGAACACAGGCAUCAACUUCGUCCUCAUCUCAUGGGCGGUGAGCCGUCGUGGGCCCAUCUACCCUUCCAUGUUCAAUUCACUGUCACUGAUCAUCACCGUGGUGAUGGACUCGCUGCUGCUCGGCACCAAGAUCUACGUUGGAGGGGUGGUGGGGGCGCUGCUGAUCAUCGUGGGGCUGUACGCAUUCCUGUGGGGGAAAGGCAAGGAGCUGCAGGCUGCAGCGGCGGAAAAGAAAAAGAAGCUGGAGCAAGAGCAGGAAGAGGAGGAGCAGAGGCGGGGCGAAAGCGAGAUGACCUAGCUAGUCUCUAAUAAGUUGCUAGCAACAACCUGAUUAUGAUUAUGGGGGUGCUAGUAGCAAUUGUAGUCUAACUAUAUACUGUGAGGCAAUAUAUGUAAACCUAGUGAUGGUAAGGUAAGACGACUGAUGAUAUAUCAUCCAUGCUAAAUUGAACACCUGAAAGAGAAAAGAGAACAUAUUUUCAG